This is a messenger RNA of Cryptomeria japonica (Japanese cedar), 3102 nucleotides long. RefSeq lists its product as uncharacterized. Gene Ontology annotation, molecular function: zinc ion binding. The transcript is spliced from 12 exons. The record is from RefSeq and is a predicted model, not a curated record. NCBI's taxonomy places the organism in Eukaryota, Viridiplantae, Streptophyta, Pinopsida, Cupressales, Cupressaceae. Bases 202 to 2973 code for a protein of 923 amino acids.
AAGAGGCGAGGGUUUAAAAAUUCUUGUAACUAACAUUAAAACUGGACCAAACAAAGGCCUUCCCAUAUGGCAGGAACAAAAUGAAGUCGCGCGGCCGGGGUUAGGUUUAAUGCAGGGUUUUUUUCACAAAUUUUCUGCCACUUAAAAUAAAAAUAAAUAGACAAUCAUAUAAAACGCCUAAAAUUUUCUCCAUAGAUAGCCAUGGCAUUUCACCUGGCGUGCCCGAUCACAUGCCAGAAGAUUUGUUAUUGCCCGCUGGGGUUUCCGGGUCCUCUGCAGAGCAAUGGAGGGAGAAGGGCUUUCCUGGACGAUGUUUACCGGCUGGAGAAGCUGCUCGGCAAUCCCGGGCUUGUAGCAGCUGGUGGAAGGGAGACUGUGGAUAUUAUUGUGCCCAAGAUUUCUACAGAUUAUUAUGGGAAGGAGUAUGACAAUUCGAAGAAGAGGGGUGAGGAUUCCGAGGAUGUUGACCGGGACGAGCGAUUGUCUAGUCACACCAAGCAGAUGUCAAUGCGGAAGAAAGCGACACUUGCCUCCUUGGCUAUGGAGGAUUAUGCCCGCAAAUUGGAGCAGGGAGAAUUCGGUGGCACGCAAUCAGAAGCGGAAGCUGUUUUGCGACUGGGAAGACACAAGGGCACCCAUCUAGCCGAGGAAGCAAUUAAAAGUGACAGUUUUUUAGAAGAGAAAGGAUCAAUAGUGCCAAAAAUAAUGUGUAGGAUAUGCUUUUCUGGAGAAGACGAAGGUACCCAAAAGGUUGAGAGAAUGCUCUCAUGCAGAAGCUGCAAUAAGAAAUAUCACAGGAGCUGUUUAAAACGUUGGGCUGAAAACAGAGAUCUAUUUAACUGGGCUUCUUGGGUUUGCCCCUCAUGUAUGAGCUGUGAGGUAUGCAAGCGAACUGGGGACCCUAGCAAGCUUAUGUUUUGUAAAAGAUGUGAUGCAGCUUGUCAUUCUUAUUGCCAACAACCCCCUCAUAAGAAUGUAACACCUGGGCCAUAUCUGUGUUCAAAGCACACAUGGUGUCAUAGUUGUGGAUCGACUGUCCCUGGUAGUGGGAUUAGUACCAGGUGGUUUAUUGGACAUACUUCAUGUGAUGCUUGUGGCAGACUUUUUAUUAAAGGGAAAUACUGUCCAGUCUGUUUAAAGGUAUAUAGGGAUUCAGAGUCAACACCCAUGGUGUGCUGUGAUGCUUGCCAACGAUGGGUUCAUUGUGUUUGUGAUGGCAUCAGCGAAGAAAAGUAUCAGCAGUUCCAAGCUGAUGGAAAUUUGUAUUACAGAUGUGCUGCAUGUCGUGGGGACUGUUAUCAGGUUAAGGACCUUGAUGAUGCUGUUCAAGAGCUUUGGAGGAGAAGGGAUAAAUUUGAACUUGAACUGGUGACCACAUUAAAGGCCUCAGCUGGACUCCUUUCACAGAAGGAAAUGUUACACCUUUGUCCUUCUUCAGACGAUGACAACGAUUUCCCUUCCAUUGAGCCAGAAAAUGAGUCAGCAAAAAAAGGUAAAGUAGUACACAAGGGGGCAGCUGAGAAGGCAUAUAAAAAUGGAAAAGAACAAGUGCCAAGACAAAAGGAGUUUGGAAAAAAAUCCUCAAAAAAUGCAGUAAUAAAUAAAAAACAUGUCAAGAGGAAAGGACCACAGAUUCAAUCCAAUGGUAAUUUGGGAGCAGUGAAGAACAGCUUUCAUUGGUUUCAGUCAGAAAUGAAAGAAAAUGAGGAUACAAUACCAAAUAAAGAUCAAGAUAGUUUGAAAUAUGAAGAGAUAGAAGAGGAAGCUUCGCAAAAGUCUAAUGGGGUUAACUUGUUUUCUCAUCCCAACAAAACAAGUUCAAUCAAAUCUGGCUUAUUGAUGGGCCAGAUUGACAACAAGAUGUUUAAGGACAGCCUUGUUGAAAGUGGGUCACCUAGUGACAAAAAGAAAAGCAAGCGCCAUAAAAGCAAAAACAGUUCUAAGCUGUCUGACAGUCAAAUUUAUGGUGAAGAAAAAACUGAAACUGAAAAGCUUGUCAGCAAGGCUGAGAGCGGAAGAGGAACAAAAAUUGUUAUACAUCUUCCAAAAGGGAAAUCAUACCGCAUUCCAGCAUCAGAGACAUCGAGUAGUCACAGGGAAGAUGGCUCGGCAGGCUCGCAAGGGUUCCCUCCAAUUCGUUCUGCAGGAAUUCAUCACGGCAGUACAAUGCAAGAGAAGUCAAAAUACCUACGUAAUGAUCUCAAUGGGGAAAAAUUGAGAAUGCCAGAGAAAGAUCGAAAAACUAGUUCAAAGGAGCCUGGCAGGUUGAUGUCAUUUAGGGCAGGCAGGCCUCUGAUAACUGAUGAAAUUGAAUCUGAUGAUCAUCGACAGGAAGCAGAAGGUAUUUUACCAAGCAGCACUCCUUCUGUCAGUUCCAGACAUCAGAGGAUUACUGAUGGCAAUCUUGAGGACUUGCCAGCUAAUGUGAGUCAAGAUGAAGAUUCGUCAGAGUUAACGAGGAAAAGGUUUAAAGUAACAAGUAUAGGUAGUGAAAGUAGAAAUGAUGGGACUGAGGUGUCUGCUCUUGAUGAUUCAAUGUCAAAGCGUUCUUUGAAAGUGAAAUUUAAGAAACCUUCUUAUGAAAACACAACUCCUUGGGUACAACGGCGAGAUGAAGAUGAUGGAAGUUUAAUUAAAGGGCAGAGAUCAAAGAGAAAGAGACCACAUAUCCUGGAAACAGAAAAGCAGGAUAAGGAAGACAGAGAGGGUACCUUCAAUCCAAAGGAGGAUACAGUUAAUUCAUUCUUAGACUACAACUGGAUCUUGAUGAAGCUUGGUAAGGAUGCCAUAGGAAAGAGAGUAGAAGUUCAUGAACCAUCAGACAAUACUUGGCAUAAGGGAUCUGUAACUGGAAUGGGAGAACAACAAUCAACAUUCCGUGUACACUUAGAUGAUGGUAGAACAGAAAUAAUUGAACUUGGCAAACAGACUGUUCGACUUAUUUCUCAAAGUAAAAAAAGGCCAAGAACGUAAUUUUUAAACCUGAUUGUAAUUUUGUAUAUUAGAUGCAUUUCUUAAUAUCUUAUUUAAAAUAACUGCUUUGAGAAAAUUGCAGCUCCUGUAAAGUCAUUUUUUGAGAAUCAAUAGAAUUUUAUUGUUGCA